UGAGCUCCAGCGGAGACUUGGGUGGGCAGCGUGCCCGUCGCUUCUCGAGCAGCAGGGAGCGAGCGCUGGUGUACUCCAAGAUGCUCGACCUUGUCUCAGAGCCCCUGAGGGUGAAGCGACUGAAAUCCUACAAGUCCAACUGGAGGAAGGAGCCGCGGCCAGCACUCGCCAUCGAGUAUCGCAAGUGGGACAACCUGAACGAGCAGGUCGCGGGCUGGACGCCAGCGCUCAAGUACCAGGCGAGAACGCCAAGCGAGUCCUGGGUGCAGAUCACAUCGACGGCACCGUUCAAGAUCGGAUCUCGCUUGUCUGCUCCUCCUCCGCUCCCUCCCGGGCCUGAGCCGAUGACCGCCAACUCGAUGCUGAAUCAGUCGCUCAAGGAAGACCGGAAGAAGUCCAAACUCGUGCUCAAGGGCACCGAGACGGCGAAGCUCUCUCGGCGAUACGUAUCCCAGGGCCUCUAUGAACGAGCUCUCAAGUGCGCGGAGCAGAGCGUCGAGUGUUUCCAGCAGGCAGGGCAGCAGGGGCAGGCGAGCGCGGUCUUACACCCCCUGCCGUACGUGCAGGAGCUGAUCAAGCUCAGCAUGGACCGGAUGCUCUCGAGCGCCCAGGAAGCGCUGAAUCGCUUGGAGUUCGACAAAGCCUCCUCCUACAUCCCCCGCCUGCUGAGCGCGUGCGAAUGGCUGGACCAGAGGGGGGUGGUGUACCCCGCAGCCAAGGAGCUCUCUACGCGACAGCUGAGGCUGGGGAUGCGGGGCCAGGGGAUGCCGCAGGGACGGGAAGCCAUCGGAGUGCUGGCUGACCUCAUCCUCGACAAGACCUUCGCCAAGGCCUCCCAGCUCGAGACCGACGCGCUGCUGCGCUACUUCGCCAACCUCAACCCGAGGGAGGUGGACGAGGAGGAGCUGGCGGCGCUGGAGGAGGAGCCGGAUAAGGUGUUUGUGAACCGCCUGCCCGAGCAGCUGGUGUGUGACGGGAGGACGUACGUGCUCGUGAUCGACCUCAAGCCCGCGGUGCUCCCGGACACGCUAAGCAUCGGCAUGCAGAUCGAAGUGCGGGGGGUGCGGACGCUUAACUCCGGGUACCAGGACGAGGGGAGGACGUGGAGGAGCGGG
Guillardia theta CCMP2712 is the source of this 1115-nucleotide messenger RNA. RefSeq lists its product as hypothetical. The annotation marks the transcript as partial. Lineage: Eukaryota; Cryptophyceae; Pyrenomonadales; Geminigeraceae. The record is from RefSeq and is a predicted model, not a curated record. The transcript has a single exon.